Quercus robur (English oak) is the source of this 1140-nucleotide messenger RNA. RefSeq lists its product as uncharacterized. Gene Ontology annotation, molecular function: catalytic activity. The transcript has a single exon. Bases 1 to 1140 code for a protein of 379 amino acids. Lineage: Eukaryota; Viridiplantae; Streptophyta; Magnoliopsida; Fagales; Fagaceae. The record is from RefSeq and is a predicted model, not a curated record.
AUGAGUCUGUUAUUAUGGAACUGUUGUGGGCUUGGGAACCCACGUACAGAGAAUGAGCAUGCCAGUUUGAUACAAGCAAAAGAUCCCUCUGUCGUGUUUAUAGCCGAAACAUGGGCAGAUGAAGCAAGGCUAAAUCGUACUUUGAGUAAGAUUAAUUUUGAUCAGAAAUGGGUGGUUCCAAGGCAAAAUAGAGGCGGUGGUUUAGUAUUGUUUUGGAAAAAUUCGAUUAAUGUUGAUGUGAUAGAUUCUCACAGGUAUUUUAUUGACACGGUCAUUGACGGGAACACUGCAAAUGCUUGGCGAUUCACCGGAUUUUAUGGCGAGCCCGAAACCCAUAGGAGGAGUGAGGCAUGGAGCAAAUUGAGAAGCCUAAAUUCUAGAAUGAAUAUUCCUUGGAUUUGUGGUGGAGAUUUUAAUGAAAUUGUUCGUAAAGAGGAAAAAUGGGGUGGGAUUUCUAGAGAUCACAAUCAAAUGCAACUGUUCCAAGAUGUGAUCGAUGAAUGUCAAUUUAUGGAUAUGGGAUAUGUGGGGCCUAAAUUCACAUGGGCGAAACACUAUGCUGAUGGGCAUUCUAUAAGAAUAAGAUUGGAUCGAUGCUUGGCUACAAAUUCUUGGUUCCAAAAAUUCCCAGGUACAAGAAUUCACCAUCUUAGCUAUAUGUCUUCGGAUCAUUCUCCUCUUCUGAUCAAUUUGUCUGGGUUGCCUGAACCUAGGAAGAAGAGAUGUUUUAGGUUCGAAGAAAUGUGGUUAUCGGAUCCAACAUGUGGUGAAACGGUCGAGGAAGUCUGGAGUAAUACAAGGGAGCCGAAUCUAAGCAUAGCCAUUCUGAAAAAAGUGGCUAAAUGUGAACAAGAGUUAACAUGGUGGAAUAAGCACAACUUUGGGCAUGUGAGAAGGGAGUUAGAGAUUAAGAAGAAACAACUUGUAUUGGUUGAGAAUGAGGCUAUGGUGAGUGGGAAUAAUACUCGGGUUAGAAGUCUAAGAGAAGAGAUUAACUCUCUACAAGAUCGGGAAUCAAGGAUGUGGUGUCAAAGAUCAAGGGUGUUGUGGUUAAGCAAAGGGGAAAACAACACAGCUUUUUUCCACAGCAAGGCUACAAAGAGAUUUAGAAAGAAUCUAAUCAGAGGGAUAAGAGAUUGA